This is a messenger RNA of Paramacrobiotus metropolitanus, 1322 nucleotides long. RefSeq lists its product as uncharacterized. NCBI's taxonomy places the organism in Eukaryota, Metazoa, Tardigrada, Eutardigrada, Parachela, Macrobiotidae. The transcript has 4 exons. The record is from RefSeq and is a predicted model, not a curated record. Bases 14 to 505 code for a protein of 163 amino acids.
UAAUCAUUCAGCUAUGGCGUCGUCAGCAUGUUCAGCCGCCGGUCUUGACCUUUACAGUCUGAAUACCAUGCCCAAUAACAACUUUCUCGCCUCGGCUUUAAUGACAUUUAUGGUGGUGACCUAUCCCAUUGAGGAUGUCUGUCCAGACAGGAUUGAUUGCGGGAGGUUCUUCAGCCAUCCGCCCCGCGAAAUGGCGCGUCUGCAGCACCCGUACAAUUUCUUGGUUUUCGAAAACGGCACCGUUCUACGCGGGCAGUCCUGGCCGCGGCGGCAACGGGAUGGUAUUACGGCUCCGCUUGUCCUUGCCGUUGCCCAAGGAAACACGCAUCGGGGAUGCCACUUACUCUCAAAACCAGUGGCGAAGGCCAUUAACUUAAUUUUGGAUUGUGCGGACGACCUUUACAACAGCAGCUACGCAUUCAUUGAAACGGCAGCCAGUGCACUACAAACUCCGUCGUUAGUUCUGCGAUUCCGUCGCAGUGCAGUUAACGAAACCGAUAGAUAAUUCCACCACGACCGAGCCAAUGUCAAGCACAAACAACCAAACGAAUACUAGCGGGCUCUCAGCCGGUUUGGCGGUAAAUACUUCCGCAGCCACGGCCGCCAACGCAUCGCUCGCGAUACCGCCGCGUAUGUCGGGAUCCAACCACAGUGUCGCAGCGGCGGCGCUGCUAAACUCGUCAGCAUCAGCGGCCGCUGCUUCGUCGUGGAUCAGCCCGUUACCGGUCGUGAACGGAACCUCGACGAUCGAUGCAGCUGCACCGAAUGCAACCAGCCACAACCAAAUGCCGUCCGCCAGCGGCAGUGCAAGUUCAACUACCACCACGAGCAGCCCGAAGUCCGCUGCCGCGGUCUCCGCAACAUCCUCCGUCACCGCAACAUCCUCCAUCACGGCCGCUAUCGUUUUGAGUGUGGUGGCGCUGAUGACGACCGCGUGGUAAUUGCGGUGUGUAACUGCGUAUUAGCUGACUACGUGUGUAUGCACACAGCACUUUACACAUUGGCCACAGCACACUUUGGGCGCCUUUAAUAAACACUAGCUGCCUUCAUUGCCGUAUUACAUUUAUCGUUGCCUAAAUCUGGCAAAGCAGCGGCUUGCACAUUUUUUUUAUUAUGCACCUGUUAACUGUAGUUUCAACGUGUUCGUUUUAUUAUAACGCAAUGUAGAAAUAGCCUAAUUCAUUCGUCUGGCAAAAACUGUUCCAUUUUAUUCUAUUUACUUUGUUCUAUUAUUUUACGUUGCGAUUUUGCGUACAUGAUCGCUGUACCAGCCGGCUGCAAUCGCUCCUGGUCGAUCUCGGUAUUGAGCAGAAAAGACCAUU